CUCUUCUUAUUCCUUCAAAAUUUCAUUUCUUUUAUUUAUUUUUUGGAAAAAUUGAAUUGAUUUUAUAUAUAUAACCUCAAAUAAAUCUCUCUUUUUUUUCUUUCUGGGUUUUGCCUAUUUUGCCUCCUCUUCCUUUCUCAGGCGGAUUCACUUCCUUCCUUAAUUAAGUUGUGGGUCUAGUGGUACACGAGAUUAUCACGUAAUUUGAUCUGUUCCAAGUUGUCGGUUUGUGCUCCUGUCGGUGUGGCUUUACUGUACACGAGGUUAUCACGUAAUUUGAUCUGUUCCAAGUUGUCUGUUUGUGCUCCUGUCGGUGUGGCUUUAGUGGUACACGAGAUUAUCACGUAAUUUGAUCUGUUCCAAGUUGUCGGCUUGUGCUCCUGUCGGUGUGGCUUUAGUGGUACACGAGAUUAUCACGUAAUUUGAUCUGUUCCAAGUUGUCGGUUUGUGCUCCUGUAGGUGUGGUUUUAGUGGUACACGAGAUUAUCACGUAAUUUGAUCUGAUCCAAGUUGUCGGUUUCUGCUCCUGUUGGUGUGGCUCUAGUGGUACAUGGGGAUUAUCACCUAAUUUGAUCUGAUCCAACUUAUCGGUUUGUGCUCCUGUCGGUGUGAAAAAAGGAUGGCGAGGGGAGGCAGGGUUGGUCGCAAGACUAAUGAUAGGAGAAAGGCUGGAUCCAUGUAUAGAGGUUCAGAUCAGUCAGAUGAGGAUUACACAGUUGAUGACGAUGAGGAGUUUGAUGAGUCAGAAGAUGGUUAUUCUUCUUUUGUUGGAGAUGAGUCAGAAGGGAGUUUAGGUGAAUAUGAAGUGAAAAGGGUUGUUCGAUCAAGAGCACCAAGCAGAAAUAAAAAAGGCACUGUAAAACAUAGAAAGAGAAAGAGAGUUUCAUAUAGAGAAGAUGAUGAUGAGGAUGAUGGAGUUGAUGAAGAUGAUGAGGAAUUUACUCCAGAUUGCUUGGAUGAAGAAGAAGAGUUUCCAGUAAAGAAAGGGACAAAUAAUUCUAGCAAGCGACGGUCACGUAAAGGCACCGUCAAAGAUGAGGACGAUGAGGAAUUCACACCAUAUUCCUUGGAUGAAGAAGAAGAGUUUCCAGUAACGAAACGGAUGAAUAAUUCUAGCAAGCGACGGUUGCGUACGGGCACUGUCAAAGAUGAAGAUGAAGAUGAUGAGGAGUUUACACUAGAUUGCUUGGAUGAAGAAGAAGAAGAAGAAGAAGAGUUUCCAGUAACAGAAAGGACGAACAAUUCUAGUAAGCGAAGGUCACGUAAGGGCACUGUCAAAGAUGAAGAAGAUGAAGAUGAUGAGGAACUAAAUCUAGAUGGCUUGGACGAAGAAGAGGAUUUUCCAGUAAUGAAAGGGAUGAAGAAUUCAAGCAGGUCACGGAGGCGUAAGGGCACUGCCAAAGAUGAUGACGAGUAUGAUGAUGAAGAUGAUGAGGACUUAAAUCUAGAUGUCUUGGACGGAGAAGAAGAUUUUCCAAUAACGAUAGGGAUGAAUAAUUCAAGCAGGCCACAGAGGCGUAAGGGCCCUGCCAGAGAUGAUGACGAGGAUGAUGAUGAAGAAGACAAGGAUGAUGAGGAAUUCACUCCAGACAGCUUGGACGAAGAAGAGGAUAUGCCAGUAACAAAAGGGAUGAAGAAUUCGAGCAAGCCAAGGUUGUGUAAGGGCACUGCCAAAGAUGAUGACGAAGAGGAGGAUGAUGAUGAUGAGGAGUUCACUCCAGAUGGCUUGGACGAAGAAGAGGAGUUUCCUGUAAUGGAAAGGAUAAAGUAUUCAAGCAAGCCACGGUUGCGUCGUAAGGGCAUUGCCAGAGAGCAGAAGAGAAAUAGAAACCAUAAAGAGUUGAAGAAGAUCACAAGAAAGAAACCACAGAAGAGACGGCGGCUGAAAAGGAAAGCAAGAUCUGAAAUAGAUGAGGAGUUCAUAGACGUCGAUCCACUCACGGAAGAAAAGAAUAAAAAGAGUGCAGGUCAGAGGAGAAAAAGAAAGAGACUAACACUAGAUUCUGAUUCUGAUUUUAUUGCGAAUUCUGGAUCAUCUGACCGUGAGUUUACCAUCUCUGAAGAAGAGAGGGAACAAGUCAGAGAGGCUAGUAAAUUUUGCAGGAACUUGGUGAGGGGCUCUGUGUCUUUGAAACAUUCACCAAGAGAGGAAGCUCCGCGUCUACAAAGAAAACAUCCAGGAAGAAAGGCUAAAGCAAAGGUGGAGGAGUUAAAGACUGAACCUGGAAAGCAGAUCUGUGGCAUAUGUUUGUCUGAAGAAGGGAAAAGAACAGUUAGAGGGACACUGAAUUGCUGUAGUCAUUACUUUUGUUUUGCUUGCAUCAUGGAGUGGUCCAAAGUGGAAUCCCGUUGUCCACUGUGCAAGCAAAGGUUUGUAACAAUCAGUAAGCCUGCGAGGUCAGACACUGGCUUUGAUUUGAGGACUGUGGUUAUUCAGGUCCCUGAGCGUGAUCAGGUUUAUCAACCAUCUGAAGAGGAGCUUAGGGGUUACCUUGACCCGUACGAAAAUGUAUUAUGUACAGAGUGUCAGCAAGGUGGGGAUGAUGCUCUUAUGCUACUUUGUGAUCUCUGUGAUUCACCUGCGCAUACUUAUUGUGUUGGUCUUGGACAUGAAGUACCUGAAGGUAACUGGUACUGUGAAAGCUGUCGGCCAACUGUUCUUGCUUCUUCAAAUCCACAAAAUCUGAACCCUAUGCCUGAUAAUAGAACAAGCACCAAUUUUUCUGUUGGGUCACCUCCUGUUGCUAAUGUAAGAGAAAUGUUUGAUCUUAAUGAAAUGUAUGUGCCUGAUACCCCUUUGGCUGAAGAUUCAGGUGAGUUUCAAUCUCCCCGAGAUGGUCAAGUUUCUCCUCUAGCUUCUGGGAUUGGGGCAUUCACAGUUUCUGACCGACGUAGAAUACAGCGGCAAAUACAUCAACUCCUUCAUAAUAGGAGGAGACAACUUGGUAAUAGUCUCGUUGGCUCUCAAAUUGCUCGAAGUAGGGAAUUAGCAACUCAACCUGCCGUAGCACAAAGGGCAGCGCCUCAUAAUACAUUUUUCCAAGGAAGGCAACCAGAGAGUAAUGCUCGUUUACCUCAAAAUCGGAACCUUGCACCCGAAAGGUUAAGUAAUUUGAGUGGGCAACUGAAUUUGAAUGGAGCCUCUACAUCAUCACAAAGUUUUUUUGGUGAAUUUUUAGAAAGUGAAUUGCAAGGGACCGAAGCAAGUUUCGGCUUUGGUUUGGCUCAUCAGCAACUCCAUCCCUGCAGUAGCAGAUCUAACGCUGGCCCUGAUACCAGCAAUUCUCCUUGUCAAUUUAGAGAGCCUACAGUACCUACAAGGACAUUGCCCAGUACUCUUAGAAGACCAUUUUAGCUGCAUGUGCUCGAGCAUCGUGAAGUGAAGCUCUCUGUGCAGUCGACCAUAAUUUGUAAUUAUGUUGGGAGACUGGCUGGCAGCCGAAUCUCCCCCAUGGAGGGUCGGUGUCCUCUUGCCUCUUUUUGUAUGUAAGGGAUGAUGGUGAGGGGAAUCACCAGUAGAAGACAGUAUGCUGUUUGUUGAGGUGUUGGGAUUUGAUGUGCGACUACUCAGAAAUAGCGUUAGCCAUUCUUUCUGCCCAUUGACCCAGCCGGACAAAUCCAUUUGUUAGGAUAGAAUUUUCAGCUUUACACUUGUAUACCCUGCUUUAUUGACAAAAGAUCCCUUGAUUGUUAAGAAUAUGCAACAACCAUUGUUCGUCAUUGUUAUUUAUUAGUCAAUUUUUUAUCCGAGAAUGAUACUCAGCUGCUUUGAUAUGUUGGAAUUU
Molecule: messenger RNA, 3785 nt
Organism: Lycium barbarum (goji berry)
Lineage: Eukaryota; Viridiplantae; Streptophyta; Magnoliopsida; Solanales; Solanaceae
Exons: 4
Coding region: 620-3355 (911 amino acids)
Source: RefSeq, a predicted model, not a curated record